Rotaria sp. Silwood2 is the source of this 327-nucleotide messenger RNA. The record is from the annotation of a GenBank genome assembly. Lineage: Eukaryota; Metazoa; Rotifera; Eurotatoria; Philodinida; Philodinidae.
AUGGCCAAAGCUUCAUUCAUGAAUGAAGUUUAUACAGAAUUGGCAAUAACUAAAAAUCUUGCCACAACUGAUACAUCUCUAUGUCAUGAUGAAGAACAUGUAAAAUUAUCAACCUGCGGCUUUUAUUCUCCAUCAGAUCUCAAGCAUGCAGAUUAUGUCAACCUUAUAUGUGCUGGUCUUGAUGGGCUGGUUAAUUGCAAUCGAACACUUGAUCGACAAAGCAUUAGUGUAAAAAAUGCUACUUUAUCAAUGCCUACAACUGGUAGCAAAAUGUCUGCAACUCUUCAAGCAAUGCACCAAAAAAAAAAGAGAAUAUUGGUAUACUAG